This is a messenger RNA of Cladophialophora yegresii CBS 114405, 2112 nucleotides long. RefSeq lists its product as uncharacterized. The record is from RefSeq and is a predicted model, not a curated record. The coding region runs from base 1 to 2112 and encodes 703 amino acids. Lineage: Eukaryota; Fungi; Ascomycota; Eurotiomycetes; Chaetothyriales; Herpotrichiellaceae. The transcript has a single exon.
AUGUCGAUGCAAAGUGCUCGAUACGAUGCAUUGCAGUCGACGCCGCCAGGACAUCGAACAUCUCGUCCCCCUGUCUCCAAGUAUAACGCCGUCGCGAACGGCAGCAGCGGCACGAAUCUAUUCGUCGCCGGACUACCUGAACAUCACGAUGGUAAUGCCACCAUGCCCGACCUAGGACCUGAUACUCACGAUCGCUCUCCGCAAACGAGAGGGAGUGCGUCGUCUUCGCGGAGGUCGAUGAUGCGAGACUACAAGAAGGAGAUCAUCUUGACCUGUCUGCUCCUGCUUCUUCCCCUUCCAUUAUCGGCCGUCUUGAUGUACUUGAUCUAUGCCAAUCUACAGCCUCGAAGCCAGGAUCUCGGCUUCCCCGAUAGCAUCACCGCGGAUAACACGGACCGACCGCUCAGCAAACAAGACUACUAUGUGAACUACUCGGCAACCCGGCUGGUAUUCAUCUCGUCCCUCUCCUCGACGUUGGCACUUGCUCUUGUCCCUGUGGCCAUGACUCUGUUUGCGUACAUGGCGGCCUUUACACUGCAGAAAGCAUCCAGGGCCCGAAAGAUGGCCCAUCUCCCGUCGCCAUUUCAAUUCGAGCUCACAAUCCGUCUGCUCGGCGGUAGCACCACGGACCUUUACCGAUACCUCAAGUAUAUGUUUCGACGAAGGCCGAAGAGGGUGGCUGCAGUGCCGAUGCUCAACAGUUCAGCAUUGGCGCUUCUACUCAUGCUCAUCCUCGCAGUGUGCAUAACGGUGGUUGACGCUCUUCUGCAUAUCGGCACUUCGACGGUCCAAUACCACAAUACCGUCGAGUACCUCGAGACGGCGUUCAAUCCGGGCCGUCGACUUUCGACUGACUGCUGGAAUGCCACCGCUGUCUCUGCCUUUGCUCCCUGUAAUGUCAACCCGGGCGGAUCUGGCGCGUCGGCGUCGUUUGCCAACUCGACCGAGGCAUACCUCACGCUUGGAAAUCAGUCCACACGCAACACCAUCCGUCUGGGCGACGAUGGCGAGACCGCCAUUCUGACGCCCGCCAGUGCUCCAUCCGGGGUGCAUUUCAGGGCGCAGAGCUACGCCUCCGCAACAACAUGUGAGCCAGCCACCAAACGGUGCAAGCCGCACUACAACGGUGACGGCUACUGCAACGCCUGUCAGAGCUGGGCGUACAAUUGCACUCCCGACGCGGCGGGGUUGCGAGUCUCCGGCAACUUUUCCGACAUUCGUGGUCAAUCGGGCCUCUUCCCCGUCCUUCUAGAGUUCUUCAACACAUCUUCGAAGGAAUUCAACACCUCCGUCGGCCCCGUCCACGGCCACGUGUGGUCGGCGGUACUGUUCUCCUUGCCGGCCGGCACCGACGAAGCCAUGCGUCAGGACGGCGAAGACUCGCCAACCAUCGACGGCAUGUAUUACGACCCGACCAAGGAUCUGGUCGCCGACACGUACGGAAACAUCUACGGCAUCCUCUCGUGCACCACGCUGCUAUCGGAAGUGACAUACUCGGUGCGGAUGGACGGGAGCAUACACGACGCCGUGACCACGCCCAUGAACGACACGGCGAGUUCGCCCUUCUACUUCCCUCUCACGUACGGCUUCGGAAGGGACAAUCUUGGCACGGGAAUCAACCUGGCCGCCGCGUCGGCAGGGAGCCCCCACGACCUGGCGUACCAAGUCAGCAGAGUGCUCGACCGCACGAUCCUGGGCUUGACGGCCGGGUCUCUCCCGGAUCGGCAGGCUGUUGGGGCGUUCCUGACCCAAACGAGGCAGGUCGCCAAGGUGCCCAUCGCCGAGUUCGUGGCGUUGAUUGUGCUGAAUCUGGUGCUGCCUGUGGUUGGUAUCGUGCUGGGGGUGUGGGCGUGGGUUCUGUGCGAGAGACAUGGCGUGCGGGAUGUGCAGGCGCGGUUGGGCAUCGGGGCAUUGGUGGCGGCAUUAUUUGAGGAUCAGAGGUUCAAUGCCACGGCGACCAAGAUGGAGCAAUUGUAUGCGGAGGCGCGGAGCUUGCCGACAGCGAGGGUGGUAGUGGAUACGAGAACGAGGGAGAAGGGAGGAGGGAAGGUGCUCGUGGCUGUCGCCGAAGACGGUGGCUGUGAUGGUGACGGCAGCGAGACGUACAGAUAG